Rhizophagus irregularis DAOM 181602=DAOM 197198 is the source of this 2373-nucleotide messenger RNA. The record is from RefSeq and is a predicted model, not a curated record. Lineage: Eukaryota; Fungi; Glomeromycota; Glomeromycetes; Glomerales; Glomeraceae.
UUAUAUAACACGGAGACAAAAACUUGGUUUUUUUAAUAGCGGGUAUAAUGUGACACGGAACCACAAUGUGACAAUUGAAAAGAAUGUACGUAAAUCAAAUUUAUAAUGGCUUUUUUUUUUUCCUUCCGCUUUGAAUUCGUUGGGACUUCUUCAUUUCCGUUUUUCCUUUUCCUGAUAGAAUUCGUUGAGCUUUUUUUCAUAUCUACUUUGGUAGAAUUUUCUGAACUCUUUUUUCUUCAUAGAAGAAAUCAUGGAUGUUCGUGUCGUUAUAUCCAUUGAUUUUGGGACAACAUAUUCUGGAUUCGCAUAUGCACAUAAAGUAAAUACCGAAAUUAUCACGAAUGAUACUUGGCCCGACCAAAUCGGUCCAUUAAAAACAAAUACAGUAUUACAAUAUGACAAAAAUUUUAAAAAUGUUGAAGAAUGGGGGUUUCCGGCGUUAGCUAAAAAACCAAAAAAAAGUAAAGGAAAAUCAAAAAAUCAGAAUGCUUCAAAACCGAUCGAGCAUUUUAAAUUACAUUUAGGUAAUAUGCCUGACAAUGAGAAACCUGUUAUGCCUAAAGGCAUAAAUUAUAGAAAAGCCAUCGUUGAUUAUUUGAAAUGUAUGGGAAAAUUAAUCAAGGAGACAAUAGGUACUCGAUGGCCAAAUGUAAAAUUCAUGGAUCAAGUUUUGAUCAUAUUAACAGUUCCUGCAGGAUUCUCCGAUCAAGCAAAGGCAAUAAUGAGGGAAUGUAUUUAUGAAGCAGGUUUAAUUAACACAAAAAGCUCCGAAAAAUUACAAUUUACUACUGAACGUGAGGCAGCUGCUGUAUAUUGCAUGAAAGUGCUAAAGGAGCAUAUUUUAGAUAUCGUGGGAAGUAUGUAUACCAACUUCUUAAUUGUUGAUUGCGGAGGUGGCACAGUGGAUUUAACCACGCGGCAAUUAUUGGAGAAUGAUAAAUUAGGAGAAAAAACUAUUAGAGCAUGUGGAUUUUGCGGAGGAGUUUAUGUUGACAAAAGUUUUCUUGCUUUUAUCGGAGGGAAAAUAGGACCUUCGGUUUUGACAUUGCUUCAAGAAAAUUAUUACGGACAACUACAAUAUAUGGUUCAGGAAUUUUGUAAAAAAGUAAAGUUGUUGUUUACAGGGAAUAAGGAAGAGUAUAAAUCUUUCGAUUUGGAUUUGGAAGAUGUUUGUCCAAUUAUAAAACAAUAUGUCACGGGUGAUAAAUUAGAACAAUUGGAAGAAGAUGAAUGGAUCAUAGAACUUAAAUUUGAAGAUGUUAAAAGAAUGUUUGAUCCUGUAAUUAACAAGAUUAUUAAAUUAAUACGUGAACAACUUAAUAAUAGUGGCACCAUUUCUGCUAUGUUCUUGGUCGGAGGUUUUAGUGAAUCCAAGUAUUUACAAAAAAGAAUUAGAGAAGAAUUUUCGAGUAAAGUCAAGAACAGUAAUAUUUCCGUACCAUCCCAACCAGUGGCUGCCAUUGUCAGAGGAGCGCUUGAAUAUGGUCUUAAUAUGAAGAAAAUUAAGUCCAGAAGGCUACCUUUAUCAUAUGGAAUCGAAUUGGCUCCACUAUGGAAACCUGGCGACCCACCGGAAAGACGUCAAACGCAUGAUAGAAUCUUUAAAUUCAGACGUUUAGUUGAAAGAGGUAUUGAAGUCGACACUGAUGAAGAAUUUGGAUUAGAAUUACACCCUAGUUACGCAAAUCAAACGGAACUUUCGAUAGAAGUAUAUUCUACGACCGCGAACGAAGCAACUUAUUGUGAUGAACCCGGGAUGAAAAAAGUCGGGGAAUUAAGAUUGGAUUUCCCGGAUCCACAUCUCGGAUUCCAGAGAACAAUAAAAUUCACUUUAACGUUUGGUCAAAUGGAAAUUCGUGCUUAUGCUAGAAAUCAGCAAGGAAAAUCAACAAAUGCAAUAUUUGAAUUUCUCAUUUAAAUAUUUUCCUUUGUAAAAUAUUAUUUAGAUCAAACAAUGUUUACAUUAUUAUCAGAUAAUUUAUUUAUAUAUAUAUAUGUAUGUGUUUUUUAAUCUUAAAUUAUUUAAUUUUUAAAUUCAUGCUGAUAUUAAACCUUUUGAAUCAAAAUUUAUAAAUUAUAUUUACAAGAAAAUUAGUAAAAGGAGCGAGCGGACUAAAAAAAGUUCGAAAUUGAAAAUGAUGUUAUCGUAAACAUAAAGAAUUAAAUAAAAGAGACAAUAUGCGCAUUAUUCGCGCAGCAGUUUAUAUAUUCUGUAAAUCUUUUCCUUUAUAGCUUUUUCAUGUAAAUAAAAGGCUUAUUCCUUCCUAGUAAGGACUGUGAUAAUGUCAAUAAAUUUUAUAAAUAGAGGUUCAUUUUGAAAAUUUUUUUUACGUAAUUUUUCAGAGUUAGUUAGUUAGGUAUAUUGUAAUAAUA